UGUCGCGGGUGGGUUUUGGAGGACCGGAGAGAAGGGACGAGCUCGGCGGUGAAGGGUCUAGGGAUGCUCUCCCACUCGCCUCUGGGCGGUCCUCCCGCCUGCAGGACGUCACGAGGCGGCUGUCGCGUCUCCUCUGCUGCCGCGUCCCCUCACACUGGUUCAGUCCCGGGUUGCCGACUGAGAAACUUGUGUUGAUUUCCCGGGGCAACCUCUCCUGUCCUCCACAGGUAGGGCGCAGGAUCGGGUGCUGGAACAGUCGAGAUGGGUCAGCUGGGCUCUCGUCCUGCCUUGGCUCCGGCGUACCUCCCCUUUCUGAGCCUCUCUUUCCUCACCUGUAAAAUGGGCGUAAUAAUACGUUGUUCCUGAAAUGAGGGGUUCAAGGACGUCUAUGCUGAGGGCUCUUCUCAACUAAGCUCGAUUUCUUGGUUUGUUCCAGACGUUACAAACUGUUAUCUAAUAGGAAUCAUGUAAGGCAAGUCAGAGCGGCAGCUAUGGGGGAUCCUGGACUCCCCAAAUUGCAGUUUGCCCCCUUCAGUAGUGCCUUGGAUGUUGGCUUCUGGCAUGAGUUGACCCAAAAGAAGCUGAAUGAAUAUCGGCUGGAUGAAGCUCCCAAGGACAUUAAGGGUUAUUACUAUAAUGGUGAUUCUGCUGGGCUGCCAGCUCGCUUAACAUUGGAGUUCAGUGCUUUCGACAUGAGUACCCCCACCCCUGCACGCUGCUGCCCUGCUGUUGGAACACUGUAUAACACCAACACGCUUGAGGCUUUCAAGACUGCAGAUAAGAAGCUACUUUUGGAACAAGCAGCAAAUGAGAUCUGGGAAUCCAUAAAGUCUGGCUCUGCUCUUGAAAAUCCUGUGCUCCUCAAUAAGUUCCUGCUCUUGACCUUUGCAGAUCUAAAGAAGUACCAUUUCUACUAUUGGUUUUGCUACCCCGCCCUUUGCCUUCCUGAAAGCAUACCUCUCAUUCAGAGGCCAGUGGGCUUGGAUCAAAGGUUUUCACCAAAACAGAUCCAAGCCCUGGAACGUGCAUAUGAUGAUCUCUGUCAAACAGAAGGAGUCACGGCCUUACCAUACUUCUUAAUCAAGUACGAUGACAACAUGGUGCUGGUUUCCUUACUUAAACAUUACAAUGAUUUCUUCCAAGAUCAAAGGACAAAGAUAACAGUUGGUGUAUAUGAUCCCUGUAACUUAGCCCAGUACCCUGGAUGGCCUUUGAGGAAUUUUUUGGUCCUAACAGCCCACAGAUGGAGGGGCAGCUUCCAGUCUGUUGAAGUCCUCUGCUUCCGUGAUCGUACCGUGCAGGGGGCCAGAGGCACUGCCCACAGCAUCGUCUUCGAAGUGAGGCUUCCAGAAAUGGCGUUCAGCCCAGAUUGCCCUAAAGCAGUCGGAUGGGAAAAGAACCAAAAAGGAGGCAUGGGACCAAGGAUGGUGAACCUCAGUGAAUGUAUGGAUCCUAAAAGGUUAGCUGAGUCAUCAGUGGAUCUGAAUCUGAAACUCAUGUGUUGGAGAUUGGUCCCUACCUUGGACUUGGACAAGGUUGUGUCUGUCAAAUGCCUUCUGCUGGGAGCUGGUACCUUGGGUUGUAAUGUGGCUAGGACACUGAUGGGUUGGGGCGUCAGACAUGUCACAUUUGUGGACAAUGCCAAGAUCUCUUACUCCAAUCCCGUGAGGCAACCUCUCUAUGAAUUUGAAGAUUGUCUAGGAGGUGGUAAGCCCAAGGCCCUGGCAGCAGCAGACCGGCUCCAGAAAAUAUUCCCCGGAGUGAAUGCCAGAGGGUUCAACAUGAGCAUCCCCAUGCCAGGACAUCCAGUGAACUUCUCCAGCGUCACCUUGGAGCAAGCCCACAGGGAUGUGGAGCAACUAGAGCAGCUCAUUGAAAGUCAUGAUGUCAUCUUCUUAUUGAUGGACACCAGGGAGAGUCGGUGGCUUCCUGCCGUCAUUGCUGCAAGCAAGAGGAAGCUGGUCAUCAAUGCUGCCUUGGGGUUUGACACAUUUGUUGUCAUGAGACAUGGUCUGAAGAAACCGAAGCAGCAGGGAGCUGGGGACUUGUGUCCAAGCCACUCUGUGGCAUCUGCUGACCUCCUGGGCUCCUCGCUUUUUGCCAACAUCCCUGGUUACAAACUUGGCUGCUAUUUCUGCAAUGAUGUGGUGGCCCCAGGAGAUUCAACCAGAGACCGGACCUUGGACCAGCAGUGCACUGUGAGUCGUCCAGGCCUGGCCAUGAUUGCAGGAGCACUGGCAGUAGAAUUGAUGGUUUCUGUCCUACAGCAUCCAGAAGGGGGCUACGCUAUCGCCAGCAGCAGUGAUGACCGCAUGAAUGAGCCUCCCACCUCUCUGGGACUCGUGCCUCACCAGAUCCGGGGAUUUCUGUCACGGUUUGAUAAUGUCCUUCCUGUCAGCCUGGCAUUUGACAAAUGUACAGCUUGUUCUUCCAAAGUCCUUGAUCAAUAUGAACGAGAAGGAUUUAAUUUCCUAGCGAAGGUCUUUAAUUCUUCACAUUCCUUCUUAGAAGACUUGACGGGUCUUACACUGCUACAUCAAGAAACUCAGGCUGCUGAGUCCUCAGGAUCCCUGGUCCAGCUAGGGGGACAGACACUGCAGUGGAGGCCUACUGAGAUUCUUCCUCUCAGCCCAGAGGAAGCCAGAGGGGCACUGACCAGCCCUGAAGGACUUGACUAGAGGCUUCUGAGAUGAAGAGGCACCUCUAAGAUCUGGGACAUGAGUGACGAUGAGACAGUCUAAGACAACCACCCUUCUCCUGUGAGG
This is a messenger RNA of Castor canadensis (American beaver), 2765 nucleotides long. NCBI's taxonomy places the organism in Eukaryota, Metazoa, Chordata, Mammalia, Rodentia, Castoridae. The record is from RefSeq and is a predicted model, not a curated record.